AUGGCGACAACAAACAGCAACGAUCAACUCCAAGAAUCGAUUCUGCUGAUGACCCAGCUUCUCCAGCGGUUAGCCGUUCAUCAAGCAACGAACCCAGAGCAAGUAUUAGAGUCAUUGUCAACGAACAUCAGCGAGUUCAAUUUUGAUCCGGAGAAUGGCACCACUUUUGAAAAAUGGUUCGCCCGCUAUACGGAUUUGUUUGAAAGCGACGCACGAAAUCUUGAUGACGCAGCAAAAGUACGGCUUCUACUCCGGAAGUUGGACACUGCUUCUCAUAGUCGCUACGUCAACUACAUCCUUCCAAAGCUUCCAAAAGACGUCACGUUUGCCGAUACCGUUACGACACACAAGAAAAUCUUCGGCAAGCAGACGUCCGUGUUUCACAAGCGCUACCAGUGUCUGCAGCUAUUGAAAACCGAAUCGGAUGAUAUCAUCAGUUACGGAGGCAAAGUCAACAGGGCGUGUGAGGAAUUCGAGUUUCAAGAUUUAAAAAUCGAUCAUUUCAAGUGUUUGAUUUUCGUUUGCGGUCUCAAAGCACCGAGGUACGCAGACAUCAGAGCGAGACUUCUUUCUCGCAUCGAAAGUGAAACGAUUCAGCAAGUGAUAUCACAGUUAUUUCCAAGACAACGUGGCAACAACUUGGACGACCAAAGCUUUAUCCACCAUCAGUUCAAGCAUCCAACGCAUCCGGCGGAUCACUCGCUCUCAAAGGCGAAUUUAAUUGCAAAAUCACUCUCAACGGUAUGGUCAAACGUAGUUGUAGUUGGCCAGUGUUUCGUGACGUCAUCACCGGAUCUCAACGUUCUGGGCAUUGAUUGGAUUGACACAUUCAACCUGUGGUCAAUUCCCUUCGAUAAGCUCUGCAACCAAGUUGCAACAGUCUCCACACCGUGUUCCGAUGAAGUAACAGCUCAGCUUCAAGCCGAACAUCCGGCGGUUUUCAAUCAAUCGUUGGGUCACUGCAAUAAAACAAAGGUAAAGCUAUUCCUCAAGCCUAACGCUAAGCCCGUUUUCUGUUCGAAGCGACCAGUUCCGUUCAACACGAUAUCACUGGUGGAUGAAGAGCUGACCCGUCUUCAGUCCCUAGGAAUCAUCACGCCGAUCGAUUUCUCGGAGUGGGCCGCUCCGAUUGUAGCAGUACGCAAGCCAAACGGUAAAGUUCGUAUCUGUGCGGAUUAUUCCACCGGACUCAACGAAGCGCUGGAGGGCAACCACUACCCUCUACCUACGCCGGAGGAAAUUUUUGCCCAGCUCAAUGGAAGCGUCGUAUUCAGCAUCAUCGAUCUCUCCGACGCGUACCUGCAGGUGGAAGUAGAUGAAGAAUCAAAAAAGCUUCUCACCAUAAACACACAUAGAGGACUCUUUCAGUUCAACCGCCUGGCACCAGGGGUGAAGUCGGCACCUGGGGCGUUUCAAAGAUUAGUCGAUAGCAUGAUUGCUGACAUUCCCGGUGUUAGAACGUCUAUAGACGAUGCUAUAGUAUUUGGUCCAAAUUACGAAGCUCACAAGGCGUCGUUAGACAUGCUAUUGCAGCGUCUGGAAGAAUAUGGAUUCCACGUCAAGCUUGAAAAAUGCCGGUUCUUUCAAACAGAAAUCAGCUACUUAGGUCACAUCGCCGAUCGCAACGGCAUUCGUCCGGAUCCAGAGAAGAUCCAAGCCAUCGCCUCCAUUCCUGCACCAACCAACGUAUCCGAGCUGCGAUCGUUUCUAGGAGCCGUAAACUUCUACGGCAGAUUCGUUCGCAACAUCCAUGAGCUACGGCAUCCGCUCGACAUGCUACUCAAGAAAAAUGCGAAAUGGCAGUGGAAUUCCGAUUGUCAAAAAUCUUUUGAACGAUUCAAGCAAGUUCUGCAGUCCGAUAUGUUGCUGACGCACUAUGAUCCAAAACUACCAAUCAUCGUAGCAGCGGACGCUUCAAGCACGGGCAUCGGUGCAGAUACGGCCAACCAGAAAAAGAAGCUUUAG
Armigeres subalbatus is the source of this 1965-nucleotide messenger RNA. RefSeq lists its product as uncharacterized. The coding region runs from base 1 to 1965 and encodes 654 amino acids. The record is from RefSeq and is a predicted model, not a curated record. The transcript is spliced from 3 exons. Lineage: Eukaryota; Metazoa; Arthropoda; Insecta; Diptera; Culicidae.